AGUGUUUCAUACAGUACUGGUCGCCCCCAUUCUCGGAAGGAUGUCGGGGCUUUGGAGAGGGCGCAGAAGAGGUUUACCAGGACACUGCCUGGAUUAGAGGGCAUGAGCUAUAACGAGAGGUUGGACAAACUUGUGUUGUUUUCUCCAGAGCGGCGCAGGCUGGGGUGAGAGUGGAUGGACGUUUAUAAGAUUACGAGAGGAAUAGAUAGAGUGGACAGACGAUAUAUUUUUCCUGGGGUUUGAAAUGUCUAAUACAUUUAAGGUGAGAGGAGAUGUGAGCGGCAAGUUUGCUUCUUUCCACAGACGAAUGAGUAGCUGGAUGGGGGCCUGGGUGGGGGCGGUGUCACCAAUCCUGACACGUGAUCCCGUUUGCCCCUCCCAUUUAACCGCAGGUGGGCAGCAUCUGCGCGUCUGUUUCCGAGGCCCCGCCUCCCGAUGAUGUAACAAUCUCUUCGCGCAUGUUCACAGUCUCCGGGUGGACGGUGUUAUCCUCUCCGCUCAGAGCUGAAGUGGGUCGGUGGUGUGUUCGGGAAAGACUUUCGUCUCUUCCGUCGGGAUCACUGUCUGCGGGCCGAAGAUAUCACUUUCCCAUCGUUAGACCUGCCGUGCGAGGUUUAUUGGAAGAAAAACCCCAUCUGGAGGCAAACCACGACUGAAGACGUGGGAACAGCAACAAGUGAACCAGCCCGAGGACUGAGAGCACCGACUGGAGAGAACCCAUCUGACUCGGAGAUUCCAGUGAUUCAGUCCGGAGAAAGUUUGGACUGAUUUGUACUUCCUGAAAUGGACCUGAUUUAACCUGGAAAUGGAAAUGACUCGUCCUGUGAUAGUACAUCAGUAAAGAAAGCACAACUUUUCCCUGUCAAUUAUCUGUUAGACCUGUGGUGAGAGAUUUAUUGGAAGAAAAACCGUAACUGGAAGCAAACCACGACUGAAGACGUGGGAACAGCAACGUGAACCAGCCCGAGGACUGAGAGCACCGACUGUAGAGAACCCAUCUGACUUGGAGAUUCCAGUGAUUCAGUCAGGAGAAAGUUUGGUUAAAACUGAGAAGGAAUUCGUCUCCAGGAAGCUCAAACACGGCACACCAGUUUUGUUGUCUCUGUCUAGAUAUUUAACAAGUGGAGCAAGGGAUCCAAUUGACCAUCCUUCCUGCUCAGACUGUGGGGAGGGAUUCACUCGGUCAUUUGACCAACUGUCACACCUGUAACUUACACAGGAGAAAGGCCUUUCACCUGCUCAGACAGUGGGAAUGGAUUCACUCGGUUAUCACAAUUGAAGUUAGAUCAGCAGGUUCACACACUGGGCAAGGCCAUUCACCUGUUCUGUGUGUGAGAAGGGGUUCAGUCGGUCUUCUCACCUGUGAACACACCAAUCAGUUCACACCACACCGGGCAGAGGCUGGUCAUCUGCUGAAUUUCUGGGAAAGGAUUCACUCGGUCAUCUGACCUAAUGGCUCACCAGCGGGUUCACACUGGGGAGAAGCCAUUCACCUGCUCAGUCUGUGGGAAAGGAUUCACUCAGUCAUCUACCCUACUGGUACAUCAGCGAGUUCACUCUGGGGAGAAGCCUUUCACCUGCUCAGUCUGUGGAAAGGGAUUCACUCAGUCAUCCAACCUACAGAGACAUCAGCGAGUUCAUACUGGGGAGAGGCCGUUCACCUGCUCACUCUGUGGGAAGGGAUUCACUCAGUCAUUUGACCUAAUGGCUCACCAGUGGGUUCACACUGAGGAGAAGCCAUUCCCCUGCUCAGUCUGUGGGAAAGGAUUCACUCUGUCAUCCAACCUACAAAGACAUCAGCGAGCUCACACUGGGGAGAAGCUGUUCACCUGCUCAGUGUGUGGAAAGGGAUUCACUCAGUCAUCCAACCUACAGAGACAUCAGCGAGUUCACACUGGGGAGAGGCCAUUCACCUGCUCAGUCUGUGGGAAGAGCUUCACUCAUUUAUCCAACCUAUGGAAUCAUCAGCGAGUUCACACUGGGGAGAGGCCGUUCACCUGCUCAGUCUGUGGGCAGACAUUCACUAAUUUAUUCAGCCUACAGAGACAUCAGCGAGUUCACACUGGAGAGAGGCCAUUCACCUGCUCAGUCUGUGGGAAAGGAUUCACUCGGUUAUCCACCCUACAGAGUCAUCAGCGAGUUCACACUGGGGAGAGGCCUUUCACCUGCUCAGUGUGUUGGAGAGGAUUCAAUAUGUCAUCUGACUUACGGAGUCACCAGCGAGUUCACACUGGGGAGAGGCCGUUUACCUGCUCAGUCUGUGGGAAAGGAUUCACUCUGUCAUCUACCCUCCUGGUACAUCAGCAAAUUCACACUGGGGAGAAGCCGUUCACCUGCUCAGUCUGUGGGAAAGGAUUCACUCAGUCAUCUACCCUACUGGUACAUCAGCAAAUUCACACUGGGGAGAAGCCGUUCACCUGCUCAGUCUGUGGGAAAGGAUUCACUCAGUCAUCUACCCUACUGGUACAUCAGCGAGUUCACACUGGGGAGAAGCCAUUCACCUGCUCAGUCUGUGGGAAAGGAUUCACUCUGUCAUCUACCCUACUGGUACAUCAGCGAGUUCACACUGGGGAGAAGCCGUUCACCUGCUCAGUCUGUGGGAAGGGAUUCACUCGAUCAUUCACCCUAAAGAGUCAUCAGCGAAUUCACACUGCGGAGAAGCAGUUCACCUGCUCAGUCUGUGGGAAAGGAUUCACUCAGUCAUCUACCCUACUGGUACAUCAGCAAAUUCACACUGGGGAGAAGCCGUUCACCUGCUCAGUCUGUGGGAAAGGAUUCACUCAGUCAUCUACCCUACUGGUACAUCAGCGAGUUCACACUGGGGAGAAGCCGUUCACCUGCUCAGUCUGUGGGAAAGGAUUCACUCUGUCAUCUACCCUACUGGCUCACCAGCGAGUUCACACUAGAGAGAGGCCGUUCACCUGCUAAGAAUGUGGGAAAGGAUUCACUCAGUCAUCCCACCUACUGGCACACCUGUCAGCUCAGAAUGGGGAGUGAUCAUUGUUAUGAAUCCCUAAGUUUUGUUUG
Molecule: messenger RNA, 3027 nt
Organism: Hypanus sabinus (Atlantic stingray)
Lineage: Eukaryota; Metazoa; Chordata; Chondrichthyes; Myliobatiformes; Dasyatidae
Product: zinc finger protein 271-like
Exons: 5
Coding region: 1453-2928 (491 amino acids)
Biological process (GO): regulation of transcription by RNA polymerase II; central nervous system development
Cellular component (GO): nucleus
Molecular function (GO): DNA-binding transcription factor activity, RNA polymerase II-specific; RNA polymerase II cis-regulatory region sequence-specific DNA binding
Source: RefSeq, a predicted model, not a curated record